GAUUUCCAACACAAAACUCGUCAUGGCAGAUAGCGAAGAGGAAAUCGACUACAUGUCAGAGGAUUUUCUGGCGCAGUGUGUAGGUAAUAAUGAUGUACGUCCUGGCUUGCUCUUUUCACACUCAUCAAAGAGGAAAGCUCAAAUUGAUAAACAGAGAAAGCAUAAGAAUGAAUCAAAUCGUGAACGAUUCAAACCUGUGAAACAAGUCCAGCAAGAACGGCUGCAAGAGGGCCUUAAUACAGCAUUGGAUUCCUCAAACAAAGGGUUUUCAAUGCUUCAAAAAAUGGGAUAUAAGCCUGGAUCUAGUCUUGGAAAGCAAGGCCAGGGAAAACUAGAACCAAUUGCUGUGGAGCUAAAGGCAGACAGAGUUGGGCUGGGAUGGCAGGAGAUGAUUUCUGAACACAGAAAGAAGCAACAGGAGAUAAAAAGACAAAAACAAGAAAAACACAAAGAAGAAAUAGACCCAGAGAAGUUCAGAGCUAGGAUGCGCAAUCAACAGCAAGAAAAGUUGAUUAAUGCCGACUUGAUGAAGAGUCAGCGAAUCUGCCAUCAAAUGGACUCAAAAGCUGAAUUAAAUGAACCUGUGGAACCAUGGUUUUGGCCAAAGUAUGCUUUCCAGAAGAACAGUUGAACAUCCUUACUGCAUAUCUCAAGGCAACUUAUUGUUACUGCAUUUGGUGUGGAACAGUAUAUGAUGAUGAAAGAGACUUCAAGCAAAACUGCCCUGGACAAACAAGAGCAGAUCAUGAUGAUUAAUGCAAGAUUUCUUAUUUUAUAUGAAUUUGAAUUUUUUUUUAUGUGAACUGAUAUUCUCUUAAUAUUAUUUUAUGGUUUUAUUUAUAUAUUUAUUUACAGGCUUUAGAUCAGUGUAGUCAUCCUUACUGUUUUGGGUAGAAACCAGUUUUAAUUUAUAUUGUUUUCAUAACUGGGAAAAAUAGUACUAAUAAUUAUGUGUUUGUGAAUAGUUGACUUUUUGCAAAAAGUUAUGGGCCACAAAUUUUGAGUUAGGGAAGCAUAAUACUUCUUUAAAGAUAAUUGUUUCAGUAGGUCCCUUUAAUCAUGAACAAGUGAAAGAAAAAUUACUUCUUAUGAUUUUAUCAGAAUAUGUGUUGAUGAUAUUUGCAUAUGUACAUUAAAUACUGAUACUAUUCAAAAAUAGAUUGUAAAAAUAUGAAA
Messenger RNA from Penaeus monodon (black tiger shrimp), 1176 nucleotides. Its product is annotated as G patch domain-containing protein 11-like. Gene Ontology annotation, molecular function: nucleic acid binding. Gene Ontology annotation, cellular component: kinetochore. The record is from RefSeq and is a predicted model, not a curated record. NCBI's taxonomy places the organism in Eukaryota, Metazoa, Arthropoda, Malacostraca, Decapoda, Penaeidae.